Molecule: messenger RNA, 7516 nt
Organism: Tachyglossus aculeatus (Australian echidna)
Lineage: Eukaryota; Metazoa; Chordata; Mammalia; Monotremata; Tachyglossidae
Gene: ZFHX2
Product: zinc finger homeobox 2
Biological process (GO): brain development; regulation of neuron differentiation; regulation of transcription by RNA polymerase II
Cellular component (GO): nucleus
Molecular function (GO): DNA-binding transcription factor activity, RNA polymerase II-specific; zinc ion binding; RNA polymerase II cis-regulatory region sequence-specific DNA binding
Source: RefSeq, a predicted model, not a curated record
GAGAUGACCCUCCGGCGCUCCUCCGUCUGCCAUGGCCACCCUUAGCUCGCCCCUGGCCCCCGGCCGCUCCAGCCCCGCGGCCCGUCAGGAUGCCCCGGCCUCGCCUCAGGAGCCCUCCCCCGGUGCGCCCCGUGAACCCGCCACCAAAGAUCCCGUCGCCGCCGCCGCCGCCGCCGUCGGCGUGAGGCCCUCGGAGCCCGGGGGUCGCCCGCUGGAGCCGGGCGGGCCGCCCCCGGCCCAGCCAGCUGCCGCCCCCGCCCCCCUCACUGCCCUCCACAUCCAACCCGGCUGUGACCCCCUCCAAGGCUUUAGCUGUUCUGACCAAAUUCAGCCCCACGAUACCUCAGCUGCGCGGAGCUACCGGCCCGCCCCCGCCCCCCCCAGCGAUCCCAAAGAUGGCCCCGACGGCGGGGGCGGCCCACGAGGCCGCGGGGCGCCCUUCUGGCUCUGCCUGCCGUGCCGCCUGGGGUUCGGCCGGGCCGGGGCCUUCGUGGCUCACGCCCGGUCCCACGGGAGCCCGCUGCCCCCGCCCCAGCGCCGCGGCCUGGCCCGCCACCCGGCCGUGCUGCACCGGGGGCCCGAGGGGGAGCCCGCCGUGCUCCUCAGCUUCCUGGAACCAAAAACGCCCCCGGGACCCCCGCUCCCCGGGCCCCUCGGUCCCGGGGCGGAGGCGGCGAAUGUAACCGGGGUGGGGGACGGUCCCUCCGGGCCGGCCGAGGGGGGCCUCCCGCCGGCCCCCGAGGAGGAGGAGGAGGAGGAGGAGGAGGAGGAGGAGGAGGAGGUGGCGGUCCCCGCCCCGGCCGUCUGGGACCCCAGCGCCGCCCAAGCCAAAGAAUGUCCGGCGGCGGCCGGCCUGGCGGGGCCGGACUGGCUCCCGGGGGGGCCCGAGGAAGACGGGGGUCCGCGCCCCCCGCGCAACCAAAGCUCACCCACCCCCCCGGCCCGGCCGGGCUCCCCCGCCGACCCCAGCGGGCCGGCCCGGCCGGCCCGGCCCGGCGCCGACGGCCCCGCGGGCCCGGCCUACCCGGGCCUCGGCCUGGCCGGCCACAUGGCCCUGCUGCACUCGCGCAACUCCUGCAAGACGCUCAAGUGCCCCAAGUGCAACUGGCACUACAAGUACCAGCAGACGCUGGACGUCCACAUGCGGGAGAAGCACCCGGAGAGCAACAGCCCCUGCGGCUACUGCAGCGCCGGGGGCGCCCACCCCCGCCUGGCCCGCGGCGAGAGCUACAACUGCGGCUACAAGCCCUACCGCUGCGAGGCCUGCAACUACUCCACCACCACCAAGGGCAACCUGAGCAUCCACAUGCAGUCCGACAAGCACCUGGCCAACCUGCAGGGCUUCCCGCCGGGGCCGGGGGGCCGGGGCAGCCCCCCCGAGGCCGGGCCCGGCCCGGGGGAGCCGGAGCCCAAGGCCAAGUCCUCCUGGCAGUGUAAGGUGUGCAGCUACGAGACCAACGUCUCGCGCAACCUGCGCAUCCACAUGACCUCGGAGAAGCACGUGCAGAACGUCCUGCUGCUGCACCAGGGGCUGCCCCUGGGCCUGCCCCCCAGCCUGCUGGGGCCCGCCCCGCCGCCCGCCGCCUCCGACCUCUUCCAGUACUACGGUGGUCCGCAGGGGCUGGGCCCGGCCCCGGCCGCCCUGCCCGCCUCGGGGCCGAGGCCCGACAAGCCCCUGGAGGCCCAGCUGCUGCUCAACGGCUUCCCCCCGCUGGGGCCGCCCGCCCACAGGAUCCCCGCCCCGGAGGCGCCCGCCCGCCUCCGUGUCCCUCCCGGCUCCCCUGACCGGCCCGUCUCUCCGUCCCCUCUCCUUCCUCUCUCCGUCCCCCGGCCCGGCGCAGCCCCGGACGGCGUCUCCUCGGCCCCCGGCCCGCCGGCCUCGCCCCCGCCGGAGGCCGACCGCUCGCUCAAGGCCUUCCGCUGCCUGGUCUGCCAGGCCUUCGGCACGGACAGCCUGGAGCUGCUGCUGUACCACUGCAGCGUGGGCCGCAGCCUGCCCGAGGCCGAGUGGAAGGAGGUGGCGGGGGACACCCACCGCUGCAAGCUCUGCUGCUACGGCACCCAGCUCAAGGCCAACUUCCAGCUGCACCUCAAGACGGACAAGCACGCCCAGAAGUACCAGCUGGUGGCCCACCUGCGGGAGGGGGGCGGGGGGGCCCCGCCGCCCGCCGAGGGCCCCCCGUUCGGGCCCCUCUCUCCCCUGCACCUGCGCUGCAACCUCUGCGACUUCGAGGCCAACAGCAAGGAGAAGAUGCAGCUGCACGCCCGCGGCGGGGCCCACGAGGAGAACAGCCAGCUGUACCAGUUUCUGCUGGAGAUGGAAGGGGCCGAGCCGGGGGCCGAGCCGGGCCCGUACAGCUGCCUGCUGUGUACUUGGGAGACGCCCUCUCGCCUAGCCCUGCUGCAGCACCUGCGGACCCCCGCCCACCGCGACGCUCAAGCCCAGCGGCGGCUCCGGCUGCUGCAGAGCGGGCGGGGGGUCGAGGAGGGGCUCCCCGCCCUGAACAGCAUCCUCCGCUUCGGCCGGAGCUCGCCCAAGCCCCUCGGGAAAGCCGCGGUCCCGGUGGAGCCCCGCACCCCGGAGAAGGCCUCGUCCCGGGGUGAGUUCCAUCCCGCCCUCAGCCCGCACGACGCCGGAGACCCCUCUCCACGGACCCUCACACCCUUCCUCGCCACCGAGGCGGUCGUCACGGCUCCCGAGGAGACGGAGAUCGGAACUGGCAGCUCGGGGGACCCCACCGGCCAGACCACGGUCAGGGACGGGGCCGCGGCGGGGGUGGGCGAGGGCGGACAGUUGGGGCCAAACCGGGCUCCCAGAGGCCUCCGCGUUUUUAUUCGAACGAGAAAGAGAGCGAGAAAGUGGGAACCGAGCGGCCACACGGGGAGGAUGAGAGGGCCCGGCGGCAGGCAGGUGUACUGCUGUCCGUACUGCAGCUUCGUGAGCCCCGCCGCCGAGCAGGUGCGGGCCCACGCCGUAUCCCAGCACGCCGUGCAGCCCAAGUACCGCUGCCCUCUGUGCCAGGAGCAGCUGGUGGGCCGCCCGGGCCUGCGCUUCCACCUCAGCCACCUGCACAAUGUGGUGCCCGAGUGCGUGGAGAAGCUGUUGCUGGUGGCCGUCACCGUGGAAACCCCCUUUCUGACCAAAGUGCUGCCCGGGCCCAUCCCGAGGUCCCCUGGGGACAGCCAGGAGCCUCCCACUCCGCGGCCCGAGCCGGCACCCGGAGGGGACCCGGCAGAGGGAGAAGGCCCCCACCCGCCCCCGGCCGGCAGCCCGGGCCCUCCCCCGUCCCCCCAGCCGCCCCCACCCGAGGUCCCCGAGCAUCCCCCAGUCAGCCCCAAGUCCCCCUCCCCGGCCCCCUCGCCGCCCGCUCGCCCGGAAGGCCGGCCCGCGGAGGGACCCCUCCCCGCCACGGGGGAAGAGGAAGAGCAGGAGCAGGAGGAGGAGGAGGAAGAGGAGGAGGAGGCGGGGGGCACGGCUGCGGGGGACCCGGGGCCGGGCGAGCCCGCCCCGGCGGACUCUCGGCCCCCGGCGCCCUACCGCAAGCCCAGCAACCUGGCGCUGGACAAGUUCCUGGACCCGGCCCGGCCCUACAAGUGCACCGUCUGCAAGGAGUCCUUCACCCAGAAGAACAUCCUCCUGGUGCACUACAACUCCGUCUCCCACCUGCACAAGAUGAAGAAGGCGGCGGUGGCGGCGGCGGCGGACCCCUCGGCGCCCGUCCGGGGGGAGCCCGGGGCCCCUCCGGCCGCGGCCUCGCCCGCUCCGCCCGCCGCGGCCGACAAGCCCUUCAAGUGCGCCGUGUGCCGGGUGUCCUACAACCAGAGCUCCACGCUGGAGAUCCACAUGCGCUCCGUCCUGCACCAGACGCGCUCCCGCGGGCCCCGGCCCGAUCCUAGGCCCGAAGGCCCCGAGGAGCCCAGGGAGGCCGGGCCCGACGGCCUGACCCCGGGGCUCCCGUUCCUGCCGCCGCCGCCACCGCCCGCCCUGGACCUGCCCCGCUUCCCGGGCCCCCUCUUCGCCCCGCCGGUCCUGCCUCACUUUCCCCUGGUGCCCGACUCCCUGCUCCAGCUCCAGCAGCAGCAGCAGCUGCUCCUGCCCUUCUACUUGCCUGACCUCCAGGUCGGGCCCAAGCUGGCGUUGGCGGGUCCCCCUCCGGUCAUCUCCCUGCCCCCCGCGCCCCCGCCGCCCCCGCGGGCGGAAGGGGACGGAGAGGGGACCCCGCUCGGGGCGGCGGAGGAGGGGGCCGAGGCGGGGCCCACCUCCCCGCCGCGCCCGCCGCCGCCCAGCGAGGCGGCCCGCACGGCGGCCAGGGCCCUGCUGGAGAACUUCGGCUUCGAGCUGGUCAUCCAGUACAACGAGGGCAAGCAGCCGGCGGCCGCCCCGCCGCCCGCGCCCCCGCCCCCGGCCGAGGCCCCGGGCCCGGGGGCCAAGCUGGCCUGCGGGACCUGCGGGAAGCUCUUCUCCAACAUGCUGAUCCUCAAGACGCACGAGGAGCACGUGCACCGCCGCUUCCUGCCCUUCGAGGCCCUGAGCCGUUACGCCGCGCAGUUCCGCAAGAGCUACGACAGCCUGUACCCGCCCCCGGCCGAGGCCCCCCGGCCCCCCGACGGGACCCGGGAGCCGCCCGGCCCGGAGCCCGAGGGGGCCGAGGAGCGGGGGCGCCGCCGGCCCCGGGAGGAGGCCGGGGAGGAGGAGGCCGCCGGCGGCCGGGCCGGCUGCGGCCGGCGCUUCUCCCGCACCAAGUUCACCGAGUUCCAGUCUCAGGCGCUGCAGUCCUUCUUCGAGACCAGCGCCUACCCCAAGGACGGGGAGGUGGAGCGGCUGGCGGGGCUGCUGGGCCUGGCCAGCCGCGUGGUGGUCGUCUGGUUCCAGAACGCCCGCCAGAAAGCCCGCAAGAGCACGGGAGAGGGGGCGGCGGCGGCGGGGGGCCCGGGCGGCGGGGGCCCCUCGGCCUGCAGGCGCUGCCGCUCCACCUUCCCCUGCGUCUUCGAGCUGGUGCGGCACCUGAAGAGAUGCUACGACCACCGGCCCCCGGAGGAGGAAGAGGAGGGAGAAGACGGGGAGGACGAGGGAGAGGACGCGGCGGCGGCGGCGGAGGAGGAAGCGGAGGAGGAGGAGGAGGAGGAGGGAGACCCCGGCGAGGAGCAGGCCCCGGCUCCCGCGACGACCGGGCCCCCGCCGGACGGGCAGGGCCGGGGCCCGGCCGAGGUCCCCGCGCCGGGGGGCGGGGGGCAGCCGGAGGGGACGGCGGCACCCCCGGCCGCCCCCGUCCACGCCUGUGACCGGUGCGCGGCCACCUUCCCCAGCCAGGACCUUCUGAGCGGCCACCGCGGCCUCCACUUCCUGCCGCCGCCCGCGGCCCCGGCCCACCUCCUGGACCUUCCCCUGCUGGUGUUCGGGGAGCGGGGCCCGGCGGGGGCCGGGCCCCCGCCCGCCCCCGGGCCCCCGGCGAAGCGGCGGCACGAGGACGGCAGCCCGUCGCCCCCGGGCAGCGAGGCGGGCGGGGCGGGGGAGGGCGAGCCGCCCCGGGACAAGCGGCUCCGCACGACCAUCUUGCCCGAGCAGCUGGAGAUCCUGUGCCGCUGGUACAUGCGGGACUCCAACCCCACCCGCAAGAUGCUGGACUGUAUCUCGGAGGAGGUGGGCCUCAAGAAGCGCGUGGUGCAGGUCUGGUUCCAGAACACCCGGGCCCGGGAGCGCAAGGGCCAGUUCCGGGGUGCGCCGCCCAGCCCCGCGGGCAAGCCCCCCGCCGCCGGGCCCCCGGCCCCCUUCGCCAAGCUGGCCGUCCCGGCGGGCAGGGCGGAGGAAGGGCGCGAGCCGCCCUCCACCCCGCCGCCCGGGAGAGAGGCCGCCCCCGGGCCGCGGCCCCCCGAAGAGGAGGGGCCCGAGGAGCCCCCCAAGGCCUCCCCCUCGAGCGAGGCCGGCAGCCCGGCGGCCUCCGGGGGGGACCUGAGCGACUCCUCCGCCUCCAGCCCGGCCGAGCCCGGCGGGGGCGGGCCGGGCGGCGGGCCCGGGGCGCCGGACGGGCCGGGGCAGCGGCGCUACCGCACGCAGAUGAGCAGCCUGCAGCUGAAGAUCAUGAAGGCCUGCUACGAGGCUUACCGCACCCCGACCAUGCAGGAGUGCGAGGUCCUCGGCGAGGAGAUCGGCCUGCCCAAGAGGGUCAUCCAGGUCUGGUUCCAGAACGCCCGGGCCAAGGAGAAGAAGGCCAAGCUGCAGGCCGGGGCCGCGGCGGCGGCGGCGGCGGCCGGGGAGGGCGGCGGGGCCGCCCCCCGCACCGACUGCCCCUACUGCGACGUCAAGUACGACUUCUACGUCUCCUGCCGCGGCCACCUCUUCUCCCGCCAGCACCUGGCCAAGCUCAAGGAGGCCGUCCGGGCCCAGCUCAAGAGCGAGAGCAAGUGCUACGACCUGGCCCCGGCCCCCGAGGCGGCCCCCGCGGCCCCCCGCCUGGCCCCCGGGCUCCUGUCGGGCCCCGCUCUGGCCCAGCCCGGCCCGGCCCCCUUCGGUCCCGGCGAGCCCCCGGCCGGCCCGGGGGAGGCGGGCGGGGAGGAGCCCGCGGGGGGCCGGGGAGCCCGGCGGGGCGACCGCUUCCUCCUCUUGCCGGGGCCCGCGGCCUCCCCGGGCCUGGUCGGCCUGGCCGCGUCGGUCCUGCCGGCCGCUGCCGUGGCCCGGCCGGCGAGGCCUGCGCCGGACCGGGCCGCCGCCGCCCACGCGGCCGGGCCCGACGUCGUCGUCGUCACCGCCGCCUCCGAAGGGACUCCGGCCGAAGCCCCGGGGGACCGGGCCCCCGGCCGGCCCGACGCCCUCCAGAACCUCAAGGCGCUGAAGGCCACGGUGCCCGCCCUGCUGGGGGGCCAGUUCCUGCCCUUCCCGCUGCCCGCGGCGGGCGGGGCGGCGGCCCCCGCCGUCUUCGGCCCGCAGCUCCCGGGCGCCUACUUCCAGCAGCUGUACGGCAUGAAGAAGGGGCUGUUCCCCAUGAACCCGGUGAUACCUCAGACCCUCAUCGGGCUGCUCCCCAACGCCCUGCUCCCGCCGCCCGAGCCCCCGGCCGCUGCCCCGCCGCAGCCCCCCCGGCCGCCCGCCCCGGCCCGGGGGGACCCGGGCGAGGCUGACGAGCCGCCGGCUGGGGCCGCCGGCAUCUCCACCGUGGACGUGACCCACCGCUACCUUUGCCGCCAGUGCAAGAUGGCGUUCGAGGGGGAGGCGCCCGCCGCCACCCACCAGAGGUCCUUCUGCUUCUUCGGGCGCGGCGCCGUGCCCCCUCCGCUGCGGGUGCCCGUCUGCACCUACCACUGCCUGGCGUGCGAGGUGCUGCUGAGCGGGCGCGAGGCCCUGGCGGCCCACCUGCGCUCCUCCGCCCACCGGCGCAAGGCCGGGCCCGCGCCCGCCACCCCCCGGGGCCCCCGCCCCCCCCCCAGCACCGCCGCGGCUUUUGCCAAAGAGGAAGCGAGAUUACCUCACACGGACUCAAACCCAAAAACUACUUCUACCUCUACACUUGUAGCUUUAUAA